Messenger RNA from Nylanderia fulva, 1605 nucleotides. RefSeq names its product COP9 signalosome complex subunit 2 alien (gene alien). The record is from RefSeq and is a predicted model, not a curated record. NCBI's taxonomy places the organism in Eukaryota, Metazoa, Arthropoda, Insecta, Hymenoptera, Formicidae.
GGUUUAUAAAAGUAUGGUUAUGGCGUCUGUGUAUUUCAAAAUACGAUUUUGCCUGGAUUUGAUGUAACCGUUGCUAUCAACAGGGUGGCGUGAGAGAAUUUGUAAGACUUGUUACUGGUAAGAACCUGCGAAAUGUCAGACGGCGAAGAUGAUUUUAUGUGCGAGGAGGAGGAGGAUUAUGGCCUGGAGUAUUCUGAAGAUUCUAAUUCUGAACCAGAUGUGGAUUUAGAAAAUCAAUAUUAUAAUAGUAAAGCUCUCAAAGAAGAUGAUCCAAAAGCUGCUCUACAAAGUUUUCAGAAAGUGUUGGAUCUGGAAGGCGGAGAGAAGGGAGAAUGGGGCUUUAAAGCUUUAAAACAGAUGAUCAAAAUUAAUUUUAAACUGUCCAAUUACAAAGAGAUGAUGGCGAGGUAUAAACAAUUGUUAACCUAUAUUAAAAGUGCAGUUACUAGAAAUCAUUCGGAAAAAUCAAUAAAUUCUAUAUUGGACUAUAUUAGUACAUCAAAAAAUAUGGAAUUAUUGCAAGAUUUCUACGAAACAACAUUAGAUGCAUUAAAAGACGCAAAAAAUGAUAGGUUAUGGUUUAAAACAAAUACAAAAUUGGGAAAACUAUAUUACGAUCGUUCAGAUUUCAAUAAACUGGCAAAAAUAUUAAAACAACUUCAUCAAAGUUGUCAGACUGAUGAUGGAGAAGAUGAUUUGAAGAAAGGAACACAAUUAUUGGAAAUUUAUGCCUUAGAAAUACAAAUGUAUACAGCACAAAAGAAUAAUAAGAAAUUGAAAACACUUUAUGAACAAAGUCUUCAUAUUAAAAGUGCUAUACCACAUCCAUUAAUUAUGGGCGUGAUUAGAGAAUGUGGGGGUAAAAUGCAUUUAAGAGAAGGUGAAUUUGAAAGAGCUCAUACUGAUUUUUUUGAAGCUUUCAAAAAUUAUGAUGAGUCUGGAUCGCCAAGACGUACAACAUGUUUGAAGUAUUUAGUUUUGGCCAAUAUGUUAAUGAAGUCUGGUAUUAAUCCAUUUGACUCACAAGAGGCAAAACCAUAUAAGAAUGAUCCUGAAAUUUUAGCAAUGACAAAUUUAGUUGUCAGCUAUCAGAAUAACGAUAUCAAUCAGUUUGAAUUAAUUCUAAAACAAAAUAGGAAUAAUAUUAUGGAUGAUCCCUUUAUUCGAGAACAUAUUGAAGAUCUAUUACGAAACAUACGUACCCAGGUCUUAAUUAAAUUGAUAAGACCAUAUACUAGAAUUUAUAUUCCUUUCAUAAGCAAGGAAUUGAACAUCGACGUUUCUGAAGUGGAAAGUCUUUUGGUAUCUUGUAUAUUGGACAAUACAAUUCACGGUCGUAUAGAUCAGGUAAAUCAAGUUCUCGAAUUGGAUAAAAAAUCAGUAUGUGCUGCACGUUAUAAUGCGCUUGAUAAAUGGGCAGGACAGUUGCAAUCUUUGCAUACAGCCAUUGUGAACAAAAUGUCCUAAAUGGGCAUAGUGGGCAUGUAAUCCUGCAAUAAAUAUGAACGAAUUUCACUUGUAUAGUAUAUCAUAAAAAUCCUAUACGAAUAUGUGAAAUAAUAAGAUCUAUUGUGAUACAAUAAAUUUAGCAUUUUAGCACAGGGA